AUGAGUCUACAGGAAGAACCGCAGAAAAAGCGAUUGAAGACUGGCAUUACCCGUGUUCGCACUGGUUGCUAUACAUGUCGGCGGCGGAAGGUCAAGUGUGAUGAAGCCAAACCGGCAUGUCGAGCCUGUGGCCAGCUUGGUCUUCGUUGCGAGGGCUAUGCACCACGUUACAAGUUCUGCGAUCCCCAAACCUUUGAAACCAUCCAGUGGGCUACAACAGUGGUGCCGGGGACAGGCUCUCCAUCCCAACAAUUAUUAUCGCCUAAAUCAUUAAGAGAUUCUGAAACCUCACUAUAUCCUGCCAGUUCCGCAUCGGUUGCGGGCUCAGACACUGCGAGCGAUUUCCCUUCAUCGGUAGUUGGGACCUUGAACCACAGCAAGCCAUCUCUGGUCGAGUCGUCUGCCGCAGGCUCCCGAGCUCAAUUAGACGCCAGCUUUCAUGAUCAGUUCUCCCCUUUUAGCGAUAAUAUUAUCGACACGGUUUAUAACUUAGGCCUCACACACUAUUCCGAGUCGGACUUCUAUGUUGAACGGAUGGAUCGCUCGUCUGGCAUAACGGACAUGUUUCUAGGCGACAUAGCUAGUCCCACCGAAUGCGCCGGUACUAUUCAUAUUUCAGCCAUAUCAGAGAAUUCGCCGUCCAGUUUUAGCAAUGACGUCUAUCAGCCUUUACACUUAACUAAUAUGAACAAUAAUCAAUCUCUUGGCGAGCUUUACCUAACGCAAUGGCACAACGUCGUGGCACCUCUACUACCGUCGGUGUUUCAUGACAUCACUACAGAUAUGCCGGAAUUUCCGCCUCUGAAAAAUGCAGCUCUAGCUAUUACAGCGGCCUACGUGGCCCACCUCGAGUCUUUGACGAUCCGAAGGGCCCAUAGAAGCAAAGAGUCAUGUUAUAUACCACAAAAAGACCACCAAUACCAAAGCUUGCAAUACUAUAAUAAAAGCAUUCAAGGCAUUGGAAGAUCUUUCGAAAUAGCACAGGCGAAUCCUGUCCACGUCCUAGCAGCAUUACUUCUAUCUUACUACUUCGAGCUAGAUUCCGGGUCCUUCGCGGGUGGUAUUGGGCACAUGACCGUCAUUGACAAAUUUCUUGCCUCCAACCACGAGGAAAUUAAGAUAAAUCCUACAGGGCAAAAGUUGCUUUGCACGUGGAUGAAUCUCCGCUCCCAGUUCGUGAAUCGGUACCUUGGAGGAUACAGGUCAUCAGAGCCUCCUCAUACAAUCGACACAUUCCCACUAAAUCGCAUGAUAGAUAAUGGAGGGUCGCAUCACGAUUCCAUAAUUAUCAUGUUGUGUGAUUGUAAAUUAUUGAGCCGAAAGAUUAUUCUCGACUGGUGUGUGACACGAGGGGAGUCUCGCAACGCUGGUAACAAGACUCCAAUAGAAAAUAUACUUACCAAGACGUCACUUCCAAAAUCACGGUAUGAUUCAAUGUCCCAGUUGGCCAUAAUCGACGAGCGGUACCAGGAUUCCUUAGAAAAGCAACGUGCAAGGUUAGAUAAGUGGCACUCUGAUCUCGAUCUAUCCGAGCUCCCAAUAGACAGCUACACAUCACAACGCAAGGACUUGCUCACCGAGCAAUCGUCUAAACUUGACAUAUUUCCUUUGAAAUUCCACAGCUUUGAGGCCGCGAUGAACUAUGCCUAUUACGCACACGCUCAGAUGUUAUGCUCUGAGGAAACGAUAGAUCGGCUGGAAGAUCCGGCAUUUGUCGAGCCGGCCUUUACGAGAAAAGAUUCCCCAUGGGUGGAGCUUAUACUACGCAUUACUCAAGGACUUAAUAUCGCUGAGUGCAUCUAUAAGAACACUUUCAACGCCGGCAUUCUACCGAUUAUUACUUCCUGCAUGGUUGCUUGUCCUCGGGCGGACGUGGCAUCAUGGAUUGAGGAUUGGCUACGGAAAGUGGAAGACUUCGGUAUUCCACUUGAAAGCGGACUGCCAUUCGGGAUAAUUAAACGAACUAUCCGUUUUAUAUUAAACCAGAGGCAGAAUAGGCGUCAUGUACUGCUUAUCUUACCCCUAGACAUUGAAGAUGCGGAAAAGUCGGAUCUUUACCACAGUGAUUUCAAGAUGCAAGUUGUAGUCUGCGGAAAGAACACACGAACAGGGAAGUUAUAUAAUGAGAUUGCUGAAAUACCCGAAAUAUGA
Molecule: messenger RNA, 2151 nt
Organism: Talaromyces proteolyticus
Lineage: Eukaryota; Fungi; Ascomycota; Eurotiomycetes; Eurotiales; Trichocomaceae
Exons: 2
Coding region: 1-2151 (716 amino acids)
Biological process (GO): positive regulation of transcription by RNA polymerase II
Cellular component (GO): nucleus
Molecular function (GO): DNA-binding transcription factor activity, RNA polymerase II-specific; zinc ion binding; transcription cis-regulatory region binding
Source: RefSeq, a predicted model, not a curated record